GUUUCACGAGCGUUUGUCUGAUAUAAAAAGAAAGAAGAAAAAAAACGUAAAGAGAAUUGUCUCACGUGGAGGCAGAUAGACAGAGUUUUGAAGAGAAGAAGAAGCAGAAGCAGAAGGUCGCGUUGUUCGCCAGAUCGUUUCGAUCUAUUGUAUAACCCCCCCUCUUUAUCGCACGCGGAGUCGAGGCUUAGGCCCCAUAAAAGUCGCCAAAAUUCUACACCAACAAGCUUUAAUCAGCCCCGAGAUUUCGCUGCAGUUCGCAACGGCGGCCACAAUGCCCUACAACGGCGCCAGCAAUGGAAGCGGAGGAGCCGGCGGCGGUGGCGGAGGGGCCACCAUAGUCGUCAGCGAGGGGCCCCAAAACAAAAAGAUCCGUACCGGUGUCCAACAGCCCGGCGAGAAUGAUGUGCACAUGCAUGCUAGGUCCACACAACAACAGAACCAGCAGCAAGCACUUAUGAACAAGUCAAAUGACGACCUACGGAGAAAGCGUCCCGAGACUACACGGCCAAAUCACAUUCUACUCUUCACCAUCAUAAAUCCCUUCUAUCCCAUCACAGUUGAUGUUUUGCACAAAAUCUGUCAUCCACAUGGUCAAGUGCUGCGCAUUGUUAUCUUCAAAAAGAACGGCGUUCAGGCGAUGGUGGAGUUUGACAAUCUCGAUGCGGCCACAAGGGCGCGCGAGAACCUAAAUGGAGCCGAUAUCUAUGCCGGCUGCUGCACUUUGAAAAUUGAUUAUGCCAAGCCAGAGAAAUUGAAUGUGUAUAAGAACGAGCCCGAUACCAGCUGGGACUAUACGCUGAGCACAGGUGAGAUUCUACCAAUUAAGGAUAUCGGAAAUGGUCGCUCGCCAUUACUGCAGGAGCCCCUAUACGGUACACGACCUCAGCCCUACAGUAAGUCGCUGUUUUCUAUACCCGAAAAUGUUGUUAUGCUCGAGAGCCAGCCACCGCUAUUGGGACCGGGCGCCGCCUUCCCCCCAUUCGGUGCCCCCGAAUAUCAUCCCACCACACCGGACAACUGGAAGGGCGCCUCCAUCCAUCCCACUGGACUCAUGAAGGAGCCAACCGGCGUGGUGCCCGGACGCAAUGCGCCCGUCGCCUUCACACCUCAGGGACAGGCUCAGGGCGCUGUCAUGAUGGUCUAUGGCCUGGACCAUGAUACUUCCAAUACGGACAAGCUCUUCAAUUUGGUGUGCCUGUAUGGCAACGUGGCCCGGAUCAAGUUCUUAAAGACCAAAGAGGGCACCGCCAUGGUCCAAAUGGGCGAUUCAGUGGCCGUUGAGCGUUGUGUUCAACACUUGAACAACAUUCCCGUUGGCACUGGCGGCAAAAUACAGAUUGCUUUCUCCAAGCAGAACUUCCUAUCCGAGGUGAUCAAUCCAUUCUUGCUGCCGGAUCACACACCCAGCUUCAAGGAGUACACUGGCUCCAAAAACAAUCGUUUCCUAUCGCCGGCCCAGGCCAGCAAGAAUCGCAUUCAACCACCGAGCAAGAUUUUGCACUUCUUCAACACACCGCCCGGUCUGACCGAGGACCAAUUGAUUGGAAUCUUCAACAUCAAGGAUGUGCCCGCCACAUCGGUGCGUCUGUUCCCCUUGAAGACCGAGCGCUCGUCGUCGGGACUGAUCGAGUUCCCCAACAUCUCGCAGGCUGUGCUGGCCAUCAUGAAGUGCAACCAUCUGCCUAUUGAGGGCACCAAAUUCCCAUUCAUCAUGAAGCUGUGCUUCUCCUCUUCAAAGAGCAUGAACGGAGCUUGGAACAAUGCGACCAACGAGGGCAUGAUCGAGAAGGAGAAUGAGGUCGACUCUAAGGUGGACAUCUACAAUUGAGAUUUGAUAACGAUUGUGUAAGCGGGGCCCAACAACAACGGGGCCCAUCCAGAACACACUACACAACAACAAUCAACUAGCAUCAAGCAGAGGGCCUAAGACAACCAAAACCUACACAACAACUACAAAAAGAACAUUCAGAGGGCGUAUACACACAUGUGACAACACACAGCCACAGAAAGGGGAAAAUGCCAAGGCAAAAAAUUGAUUAUAAACUAAAAACUUAACGCAGAACCACUUCAAACAACAAACAGGAAAAAAUCAAACCAGAAGCACAUAGGGCGCAAACGCAUGUACUUUUUUACGAGCCACUUACAUAGACAAGCUGAAAUCAUCUUCAAUGAUUCAGACACACGUUUUAUCUGUCGCCCUAUGUAUGGUACGGACUCGUUCAAAAGCAACACACACUAUGCACACUAUAUAGAAUUAUUACAGACAAUUACAUGCGUUUGCGUGGCAGCUGGAAGAACAUAUUCAAAAUGCUAAAAAGCUACAAAAAAUGGAAAAAGAACUUUCUCACACACACACAACACCAAACGCAAGCCAGAAAGCACACUAACCAUUUUUUGUACUGCUUCCCUGUUUAUCACACUCGAAUCAAUUUUAUCCAAUUGUAUGAUAUGUAACGUUUGAUUGGUAAAUAAUUAAAAAAGAAAAAACAUGAAAUGACAUAAACCAGAAUAAACCAAAAAUAAUAAAAUGAAUGUUAAAAUAAGCUGAUCCCCUGCCCGCGAUCCCAGGAAGCUCCUAUCCCACAGGCAGAUAACUGUUUAGUUAAUUAUAUAAUUUGGAAACGGAAACAAAAACGAAAACGGAUACGGAUAUAUGUAUAUGCAAAAAUCAAGAAACAUUUCUUUGGACAAUAUUUCGACAAGUAUUCGGGCGUGAGAAAAAGUCUUAACAAAACUAUUUAUUGAGAGCAAAAUAAAUGUGUAAAUUUAAACCAAAAAUUUAGCAAUUUUAAAUGAAAUUUAUUAAUUUUAGUUAUGAGAAAGGCAAACACUGCGGACUGCUGCAGCCGCACUUGCAGUUCAUUUUAAAUUUUUACUUUAGCAAAAAGAAUUAAAAAGAAAAGAGAAUCACAGAGAUAAAGAGAGAGAGAGAGAGAGGGGGAAGAAAAACUUGCACAAGCCAAUGUUUUUACUAUUAACAAAACAAGAAAAGACAAGAUGAUAAACAUAAUUUUUGUGCUUAAUUUACAAAGUUGAAAAAGGCAUAAAUUUAUGUGUACGAGCUGUAUUUGUAUUUACAUUAAAAUUAAUAUUAAUUUUACACUAAAUGUAAAAAGUGAAAUAACUAAACAAAACAAAAACAAAAAACAAAAAACAAAAGCAAAAAUAUUAAACCUACCAGAAAUUAAGUUAAGUGCAAGUGAGGAGAUUUGCCAACCGCAGACAUACAUCAAAAAUCAACAUAUUUUUGAGGCGUUUUAAAGUAAGAGAAGGGACGAGAGAGAGCCAAACAUUUCAGAACUCCAAGUAAAGUUAGCAAAAGCAGAGCAGAGCAGAGAAGAGAAGAGACGAGAGAAGGAUUAGGGCGUAUUGCAAAUGCGGAUAAUGGUAAUGAAAAAAAAAACAAAAGAAAAGAGUUAAUUAACGAUAUCAGCAAUAAAGCAACAGCAACAACACCAUAUCAAAGGCGUAUGUUAGAUUAUCUAAAACGACAUAACUAAACAUAAACCAGAAAUGCUAAGUAGUAGUGUUAUGUAUAUCUAAUCGGUUCAUCCUCGUUUAUCAUUUUAAGUUGAAACCCUAACAGGCGGCCAGAAGACAAGAGACCCAGAGAGUCUCAGCUGGUAGCGCCUGUCUGUACAUUACACAGGGCGUUGUUCCAUAUAUCCUAAAUUCAAAUCAACGAAUACUUACACUAUGCUACGGCCGCGAAUCGAAUUUCUACACCACCCGUUUCCCACACACUUCACCACACCACUCCAUCCACAUUCACCGAUUGACGGAACCAUUUGCUUCCAUACAGAUCGUGCUUCAUUCAUCAUUAAUCAACAAUCAAAUUAUGUGCAAUUUGGGCUUUAAACGAGACUUUAUUUCCUUUUAUUUAUUUAUUGCUACUCCCUCUCAUUUCGAAAUCUAGUUCGUGUAAUUAUUUCAAGUGUCUUUACAGUCUUAGUUAUUAUGUAAAUUGUUUUUUAAUCAUUAAUUGUAUAAUAUUUUUGUAAAGAUUAAGUAUUAUUGUACUUAAUUUAAAUUACGAACAUGAUUUACUGACAAGCUUCAAAUAGCCGCAACAAAA
Molecule: messenger RNA, 4078 nt
Organism: Drosophila subobscura
Lineage: Eukaryota; Metazoa; Arthropoda; Insecta; Diptera; Drosophilidae
Gene: sm
Product: heterogeneous nuclear ribonucleoprotein L
Exons: 11
Coding region: 275-1831 (518 amino acids)
Biological process (GO): regulation of RNA splicing; mRNA processing
Cellular component (GO): nucleus
Molecular function (GO): mRNA binding
Source: RefSeq, a predicted model, not a curated record